AACCGGAAGAAGGAAGCGACCGGGACUUCCGGGCCUGUGCGUUGGGCUGGUGGAGGCGAAGCCUGAGGGGCUCGCCCGCCAUGUGAGCCGGGAGCGGUUCGUCGAGGGCCUCGCCUUUCAGAGAGUCUGCUGAUGAAAUGGAGCCUGGGACAAAUUGUUUCAGAGUGGAGUUCCCCGACUUCUCCAGCACCAUCUUGCAGAAGCUAAACCAACAACGCCAACAAGGGCAGUUGUGCGAUGUUUCGAUUGUUGUUCAGGGCCAUCUCUUCAGAGCCCACAAAGCCGUCCUGGCAGCCAGCUCCCCUUACUUCUGCGACCAAGUGCUCCUGAAAAAUAGCCGGAGGAUCGUUCUGCCCGACGUCAUGAACCCCAGAGUCUUUGAGAACAUUCUCCUGUCAACAUACACGGGACGGCUGGUCAUGCCUGCUCCGGAGAUUGUCAGCUACCUCACGGCAGCAAGCUUCCUUCAGAUGUGGCACGUCGUAGACAAAUGCACAGAGGUUUUGGAAGGGAACCCUUCAGUGCUUUGUCAGAAGCUGAACCGUACCAGCGACCAUCAGUCUCCAAGCAGCAGUAACUAUAAUGGCCUCGUGGAAAGCUUUGAGCAGGCUGAUUUUCACAAAGUGCAGGAACUACGGGAUGGGGAGAAUGAAGAGGAAAGUUCCAAGGAUGAACUCUUAUCUCAGCUAACAGAACAUGAGUAUCUUCCGAGCAAUUCUUCCACAGAACAUGACGGGCUGAGCACAGGGAUGACCAGCCAGGAUGGGGAAGAAGGGGUUAGCGAUAGUGCAGAUUAUCAGUACACGAGGCCACUUUACAGCAAGCCUAGCAUCAUGUCUCACAAGCGGUGGAUCCAUGUCAAAACAGAGAGGUUCGUCCAGGACUGUGAAGCCGUGGAGGUGCAUGGACCUUACGACGAACAGCAGGUGUCUGAGUCCAUAAACACUGUCCAAGCUGACCAUACUGUCCAGACCUCCGCUCCCGAAGAUCUCCGCAUCACCGAGAAAAAGGGGGAAAGGGAGUAUGGCGAGCGAGCUAAUGAAGGCAGUUACGACGAGCAAGUGGAUUUCUAUGGCUCCUCCAUGGAGGAGUUCUCCGGGGAUCGGGCUGAUGGGACUUUAAGCCUCCAGAGACAGGAUGUGGCAGGUUAUGGAGAAAGUGUGGAUGCGACGCCAGGGAUCAAAGAAGAAAACGCUCUCUCUGGGUUUUCUACAGCUGACAAGCUUUACCCGUGCCAAUGUGGGAAAAGCUUUACGCAUAAGAGCCAGAGGGACCGCCACAUGGGUAUGCACCUUGGGCUGCGGCCGUACGGCUGUGGCGUGUGCGGUAAGAAAUUCAAAAUGAAGCAUCACCUUGUUGGGCACAUGAAAAUCCACACAGGCAUCAAGCCUUAUGAGUGCAACAUUUGUGGGAAACGGUUCAUGUGGAGGGACAGCUUCCAUCGGCACGUUACAUCCUGUACAAAGUCAUACCAGGCUUGUAAAGUGGAGCAAAAUGCUACUGAGAUGAACUGAAAAAUGGGGAGGGAGUGAUGAUAUACCUACUCAGCCAAGUGAGCAGAAUGAAUGCUUAACACAGGGCAGUGCCUGGUACUUGUUGUUUUUAGUUUCUGGAUGGUACAGAAAUAAAUUUGGUAGGAAAAAAACUAUGUCGAUCUCCAAGCUGUUCAAAGAGGAGUAGUGGUACUUCAGCAUGGCUAUCAUUAUAAUUAUUAUUAUUUAUUGUUUAGUGUUUUAGUAGCAUUUGGGUUUCUCGUCAAGAGAAGGACAUUUCUUAUUUCCCAUUCAUCUCAGUAGCAGUCUGCUCAGUUAUUUCAGCUUGAGCAAAGGUGUUAUGUAGAGAACAUCCUCUGUUAAGGGGCUAAUUUCUUUAAUUGUGUUGCCCAGCUAGUACUUGUGUUUUAAAGUCACAAAACGGGUGCUCAAGCAGUUUACCUGUUUGGAACCAAAGGGUGAUUAGAUUGCUAAACACAAGUUGCUAGACGAUUUUGAGGUGCCAACAGCUUUAACAAGUGGCUGCUUUUUGAUCAGCCAGAUGUUUGUGUUCCAUUCACUGGCUCUGUUUUGUCUUUUCAUGAUUAUUUGUAACUUUUUUUUAGCACUUGGCUAUAUUGCGAUGGACACUUUAGAGACAGAAUAUAACCUCAUUCCCUCCCCAUACCCCCCUCCUGCCUCUUGCCCCCAGUUGUGCCUAAGAGAAGAGUUAGGCCCCUUCCACACUGCUGAAUAAAAUCCUACAAUACUGUAUCUACUUUGAACUGGGAUAUAUGGCAGUACGGAUUCAAAUAACCCAGUUCAAAGCAGAUAUUGUGGGCUAUUCUGCCUUGAUAUUCUGGGUUAUAUGGCUGUGUGGAAGGGCUCCUAGUCAGGUGAGACUUUUGGCUGUUGCAAUAGAGAGCAUCGCAUUUGCUGUCCAGUAAAUACAAGUAUGCUUUUUGCUGGUACUUGUGGCUCAAAGCAGACAUCGGUCCAGUUUUUGUUGAAGAACUUGCACUUAGAGAAGAGAAUGCGAUCUACUGAUUUCCACUUCGGGGUUCACAAAGUCAGUUUACGGUACCAACUUCCUCCCUUAAAUGGCUGAGUCCGUGCAGACCUAAAGAAGCUACUAUGGAGGCUACUCAGUGAGUAAACAUCCAAAUGGCUUGAGCCAGAUAUUCCGAACCAUUUUCAAUCCUGAAGCACUUUUUGAAUCAUGGAAUGUACUUUUGUCCUUUACAAAGGAUGGUUUUUUUCCUUCAAAACACUGGAUUCAUUCCUGUAACCCAAAUAGGGGUUAUAGGUUAUUAUAUUAUUUUAAGAGCUCUUUUUCCCUGUCGUCCCCUUGUCCCCACACCCUAUUUUCCUCACUCCUGCUGCAAGUUGAAUGCACAGAAUGGAGGCAACUUGGAAUGGUCAAAACAUUUGUGCUGCUGUUUGAUAAGAUGGGGAAAAAUGUAUGAACAGAGGCAAGAUAUCUAUGUCCUGGCAAAAGUGAGUCAGAUAAGGAGGCUUAUCAGUGCCAAGGCAUGUCUUUUUACCACCAUCCCAAGCUUCUGUUUGUAAACUGUGAAUAGAAACAAAGGGGAUGCGGAACUGGUGGACUGUGUUUGAAAACUAUGUGCAUUCACCGAGGGAAGUAAACAUUUCCAGAGUUGUCGAAGGCUUUCAUGGGUUGCUGUGAAUUUUCCGGGCUGUAUGGCCAUGUUCGUAAAGCAUUCUCUCCUAAUGUUUCACCCACAUCUAUAGCAGGCUUCCUCAGAGGUUGUGAGGAUGCCUGCCAUAGAUGUGGGUGAAACGUCAGGAGAGAAUGCUUCUGAAACAUGCCCACAUAUUUAUUUAUAUUUAUUUACUACAUUUAUAUCCCGCCCUUCUCAGAGCGGCUUACAAAUUAAAUUUACAUACAAUAUUAUAUUAUUAGCAUAGCACAAUACUGGAAUUAAAUUGCUAUAUUGUACUAUAUCAAUAUAUUGUAAUAUUAUUAGUAAUAUUACAUGUAAUAUAUAAUUAAUAUUGUUAUAUUGUAUUAUCAGUAUUAUAUCGUAUUACAAUAUAAUAUUAUCACAUAGCCAGGAAAACACAGCAACCCAUUUCUGGGGUUGUUGCCCUCUUCCCAUGCUCACCCAGCUUAAACAGAUGACAGGCUGGCAUCAAGAAGGCUUUGGUUGGUUAAUAAAAAUACUAGUUCUACCAACUUUCCUCAUGACAGGUUUUUAAUUUCAUUUGAAAGCCAAUAUUGACAGCUUUUCCACACUGAUCCUCUUUCCCCAGCCUGGUAAUCUUCGAAAUUACUUGCUUUCAUGCACCACCUUUGUUGAGUAAUAAUGGACAUUUGGUUGAUCGGGAUCUGUUUAUCUUUUCCCUUUAAUAACUUCAGAAAUAUCCCAGAAUGACAGCUGUCAGUGACUUGAACCUGAGUGAAACAAGGUAAAUCAUUGAGCAGGGAUCUACUUGCUAACACUGGAACCUGCUAAAUGUUUGGAAGCACUUUGUAUUUAAAAACAAAAUAAUUAUGAAAAAAUUCCCCUUUAUAAAUGCAUUUUUUGAAAGAACCGAAAUAUAAAUAUAUAUAUUCCUUCUGGUUUGUUUUCUUAAUCAUGUCGCCUAUGUAAAAUGUUUCUUUUAUUUUUAAUCUUCAGACUUUUGUAAUGGUAAGAGGCUUGUUUUUGUUAUUGUUGUUGUUUACAUGAGCAUGAGUACUGGAGGAUUUGUAUUGGGAGAACUACCAUCCCAAGUCUCUAUUUUGAGUUGUGUGUCUUUAUAGUAAUAAUUUUUUAAAAAAAUCCUUACUGCCUUAGAAAAAUGCCCAAAAAGCCAUUUUCAUUUUUUUAUAGUUUGACAAAUGACUGGACUCGGAUAGAUCAGGCGUAGGCAAACUUUGGCCCUCCGGGUCUUUUGGACUCCAACUCCCACAAUUCCUAACAGCCUACCGGAGUCCAAAACACCCGGAGGGCCAAAGUUUGCCCAUGCCUGGGAUAGAGGGUGUCUACUUUGUGUUGCCAAUGUAGCCAUAGUAAAUGGAAUCAAAUUUCAGACUUUGCCACCUUGACUGUCAUCUUCUCCAAUGGCUUGCCUUUGUCACCUUAAUACUUCCUGUUAUGUAAGGAUGUAAACAGAUUAAACCUUUCCCGAAAGGCUAGAGGUGCUUCCUCUCCAAUACCUGCCAUGUCUUCUGGUUUAUUGUGAAAGGUCUUAUGCGUAAUGUGUUUUCGAAGGCUUUCAUGGCCGGAAUCACUGGGUUGCUGUGAGUUUUCCAGGCUGUCUGGCCAUGUUCCAGAAGCAUUCUCUCCUGACGUUUUGCUCACAUCCUCAGAGGUUGUGCGGUCUGUUGGAAACUAUACAAGUGGGAUUUAUAUAUCUGUGGAAUGAUGUCCAAGGUGGGAGAAAGAAUGCUUGUCUGUUGGAGGCAAGUGUGAAUGUUGCCAUUGUCCAGCUUGGUUAGCAUUGAAUAGGCUUGCAGCUUCAAAGCCUGGCUGCUUCCUUCCUGGAGGAAUCCUUUGUUGGGAGGUGUUAGCUGACCUGAUUGUCUCCUGUCUGGAAUUCCCGUGUUUUCCCCAGUAAAUAAAGAGCACUCAGAAAACAAUAUAAUAUACAAUAUAAUAAUAAUACACGAUUAUUACACUAUUACAUGUAAUAAUACUAAUAAUAUUAAAGUAUAGUGGUAUAGCCACUAUACCACUGGUGGCGCAGUGUGUUAAUGUUAAAGCGCUGAGCUGCUGAACUUGCAGACCGAAAGGUCACAGGUUCGAAUUUGGGGAGUAGAGUGAGCGCCCGCUGCUAGCCCCAGCUUCUGCCAACCUAGCAGUUUGAAAACAUGCAAAUGUGAGUAGUUCAAUAGGUACCACUCCGGCGAGAAGGUAACGGCGUUCCAUGCAGUCAUGCUGGCCACAUGACCUUGGAGGUGUCUACGGACAAUGCUGGCCCUGAUUGCUUCCUGUCUGAAAUUCCCGUUUUUUGAGUGUUGCUCUUUAUUUACUAUCCUGAUUUUAGAGUAUAUAUAUAUAUAUAUAUACACACACACACACACACACACACACAGUAGAGUCACACUUAUCCAACUUGCUGGAUUAUCCAACGCAUUUUUGUAGUCAAUGUUUUCAAAACAUGAUAUUUUGGUGCUAAAUUCAUAAAUACAGUAAUUACUACAUAGCAUUACUUCGUAUUAAAUUACUUUUUCUGUCAAAUUUUUUGUAUAACAUGAUGUUUUGGUGCUUAAUUUGUAAAAUCAUAACCUAAUUUAAUGUUUAAUAGGCUUUUCCUUAAUCCCUUCUUAUUAUCCAACAUAUUCACUUAUCCAACGUUCUGCCGGCCCGUUUAUGUUGGAUAAGCGAGACUCUACUGUAUAUAUAUUGCAAGCAAUGGCCCCUAGGCUCCACUGCCUGGCUUCACCUUGACCCCAUUAUAAGCUGACGGCUUAUCUUCAAGUAUAUACGGUAUAUAUAUUCCAUAUCCUGAAUUGCAGGAACCUCCCAGCAAAGGAUUCCUCCAGGCAUGAAACAGCCAGGCUUUGAAGCUGAAAGGAUUUUCAAUACUAAUCGAGGUGGCCAAUUGCAACAUUCACACUUGCCUCAAACAGACAAGAGUUCUUUCUCCCACUCUGGAGGUACAGUAGAGUCUCACUUAUCCAACAUAAACGGGCCGGCAGAAUGUUGGAUAAGCGAAUAUGUUGGAUAAUAAGGAGGCAUUAAGGAAAAGCCUAUUAAACAUCAAAUUAGGUUAUGAUUUUACAAAUUAACCACCAAAACAUCAUGUUAGACAACAAAUUUGGCAGAAAAAGUAGUUCAAUACGCAGUAAUGCUAUGUAGUAAUUACUGUAUUUCUGAAUUUAGCACCAAAAUAUCACGAUUUAUUGAAAACAUUGACUACAAAAAUGCGUUGGAUAAUCCAGAACGUUGGAUAAGCGAGUGUUGGAUAACUGAGACUCUACUGUAUAUAAAUAAACCCCACUUGCCUAGUUUCCAACAGGCCUCACAACCCCUGAGGAUGCCUACAAUAGAUGUGGGUGAAAGGUCAGGAGAGAAUGCUUCUUGAACAUGGCCAUACAGUAUGGAAAACUCAUAGCAACCCAGUAUAGAAUGCAUUUGUGACAAGGACAACCAUCCUUUAUUUCCUCUUAUGGAAAGCGAAAAUCUAAAAGCAUUUGAAGCCUGACUACUACGUUCCAGACAACCUAGGUUAGCACAUCUUCAACUGUAGUCCAUUUUUAAAAGUAUGUAUUGUAUUCAAACUGAAAAUAAAGAUGCCUGCUGGGUUUGGGAACUCUAUUCUCUUUGCUAAUCCUUAAAGGAUUUUAGAAGUAUUAACCACAGACUGUCUAGUAAUUUGUCAAUACUUUGCUAACACAGCAUUUCACGAGUCAAAGAGGGUGGGUUGAUUUAUAAAGGCUGCUCUUGCGAUUUUAUUUCCUGUUAAUCUUAUAUGUUCAACGUUUUAGGUCAGAUGCUAUUUCUUCUAAAGCCGAGAGUCUCUAUUUUUGAAGAUAUUUGUUUUAUCUAGGAUAGGGGAAGGUUGAAACAUUCAGUUAAAUGUCUACAUAUUUUAAAAUGCUAAUAUGUUUAUUUAAUUUGGAUGGUUGAAAAAGCAGAAAAAGCUGAACUGAUUGUAUCAUAAAAGUGGUAGCGUCACACUAAUUUUAUUUUGCUUGAAGCUUGCCUCUUCGGUUAUUUGCUGCUGCAUCUCCUUACCCAUUAUCUUUCGCGAAUAAAUGUAAAUGUUUCUCCAAGUGAGGUGAACCUUAUCCCACUACAAAAGUUUCCCUUAUAUGCAUUGUCACUUAUAAUAUUAAAACCCAUACCCCUGUCGAUCUUCUGUGAGUUGUUAUGCCUAUAUUGCAACGGUUGGAUACUUGGAUAUCUCUAUAAUACUGCUGUUCUAAUAAUGUACAGCAUGAUUUUAUGUCAUAUUGCUGUUUCAUUGUUUUCUUCUUAUAGAAGAGUCGGUUGCUCUUUUAUAUAACAUGUUUUAAUAAAUGUUAUCUGCCUUUUA
Messenger RNA from Anolis carolinensis (green anole), 7460 nucleotides. RefSeq names its product zinc finger and BTB domain containing 43 (gene zbtb43). The transcript is spliced from 2 exons. The coding region runs from base 138 to 1514 and encodes 458 amino acids. Gene Ontology annotation, molecular function: RNA polymerase II cis-regulatory region sequence-specific DNA binding; protein binding; DNA-binding transcription factor activity, RNA polymerase II-specific. Gene Ontology annotation, biological process: regulation of transcription by RNA polymerase II. Lineage: Eukaryota; Metazoa; Chordata; Lepidosauria; Squamata; Anolidae. The record is from RefSeq and is a predicted model, not a curated record.